Molecule: messenger RNA, 942 nt
Organism: Elephantulus edwardii (Cape elephant shrew)
Lineage: Eukaryota; Metazoa; Chordata; Mammalia; Macroscelidea; Macroscelididae
Product: olfactory receptor 6C76-like
Exons: 1
Coding region: 1-942 (313 amino acids)
Biological process (GO): G protein-coupled receptor signaling pathway
Cellular component (GO): membrane
Molecular function (GO): G protein-coupled receptor activity; olfactory receptor activity
Source: RefSeq, a predicted model, not a curated record
AUGAAAAAUAGAACAGCAGUGACAGAUUUCAUCCUCAUGGGUUUGACAGAUAAUCCAAAACUACAGAUUGUUAUUUUUUUCUUUUUAUUCCUCACAUAUAUUCUGAGUGUUACAGGAAACCUAAUUAUCAUCAUUCUUACUCUACUGGAUUCGCACCUAAAGACUCCCAUGUAUUUCUUCCUCAGAAAUUUCUCAUUUUUAGAAAUUUCAUUUACUUCUGUCUGCAAUCCUAGAUUUAUGGUCAGUAUCAUUACUGGGAACAAAUCUAUUUCCUAUAAUGCUUGUGCAGUUCAGCUAUUUUUUUUUAUCCUCCUUGGUUCAACUGAAUUUUUCCUUUUAGCUUCUAUGUCUUGUGAUCGGUAUGUGGCUAUCUGUAAACCUCUACACUAUACAACCAUCAUGAGUAGCAAGAUCUGCUAUCAACUUGUAAUUAGCUCUUGGGUGGCUGGUUUUUUGAUUAUUUUUCCACCAUUGAUAAUGGGCCUAGGGCUGGAUUUCUGUGACUCCAAUGUCAUUGAUCACUUCACCUGUGACUCAGCUCCUUUACUGAAAAUCUCUUGUACAGACACAAGUACUCUAGAACUCAUGAGCUUUAUUUUAGCUGUAUUUACUCUCUUGUCAACCUUGACAUUAGUAAUUAUUUCCUAUACUUACAUCCUUAGAACAAUUCUGAGAAUCCCCUCAGCUCAACAGAGAAAAAAGGCUUUCUCAACCUGCUCCUCCCAUAUGAUUGUGGUGUCCAUCUCUUAUGGCAGUUGCAUUUUCAUGUAUGUAAAAACAUCAGCAAAGGAAGGUGUUGCUUUGACAAAAGUGGUUGCUAUGCUCAAUACUUCUGUAGCUCCUAUGCUGAACCCCUUUAUUUACACUCUAAGAAAUCAGCAGGUGAAACAAGCAUUAAAAGAUAUUAUAAAAAGGACACUUUCAGCAAAAACAUUAAUCUGA